GUAUUUUCUCAAGAGUACAUCAACCUGCUGCUGUCCGUCUACUUCUUCGGCCUGGGCGUCCUGGCGCUGUCUCACACGAUGAGUCCUCUGAUGUCCAGAAUCUUUCCAGAUUCUUUCCCAAACAAACAGUUCCAGCUGCUCUUCACUCAGGGCUCCGGAGAGGCCAAAGAAGAAAUAGUGAACUAUGAGUUUGACACCAAGAACCUGGUCUGUCUGCUCAUCAGCAGUGUGGUGGGAGUCUGGUACCUGCUCAAAAAGCACUGGAUAGCCAAUAACCUGUUCGGCCUGGCGUUCGCCCUGAAUGGAGUCGAGCUGCUCCACCUGAACAACGUCAGUACCGGCUGCAUCCUGCUGGGGGGGCUGUUCGUCUACGACGUCUUCUGGGUGUUUGGGACCAACGUCAUGGUAACAGUCGCCAAGUCCUUCGAAGCACCGAUCAAAUUGGUCUUCCCUCAGGACCUGCUGGAGAGAGGACUGGAAGCCAGUAACUUCGCCAUGCUGGGUCUGGGUGACAUCGUCAUCCCGGGUAUCUUCAUCGCCCUGCUGCUGCGCUUCGAUGUCAGCCUGAAGAAGAACAGCAGGACGUACUUCUACUCCAGCUUCCUGGCCUACAUCUUCGGACUGGGCCUCACCAUCUUCGUCAUGCACACCUUCAAACACGCACAGCCCGCCCUGCUCUACCUGGUCCCGGCCUGCGUCGGAUUCCCCGUCAUCGUAGCACUGAUCAAAGGAGAGCUCACAGAGAUGUUCAGGUACGAGGAGACUCCUCCUGAGGAGGAAGGUGCUAAAGAGGACUCAUCAGAAUCGGAGAAAAAGGACCAAUAGCAUCCACCGCCGCCCCUCGCUGCCCGCCUCCUCCUGCCCGUCCCCUUAAACACUUCUCAUCCAGCCUGCUGCCACCACAUUUCACCGACGCCCCUCCCACCUCUCCAGCUUCCUGUUUGUGGGCGAAGGGGGGGACACGUAGCCAACGUGUUUUGUCUCUGAUAUAACCAUGGGAACGGGCCGCUGGCCUCCGUGGUAACGGCUGCUGUCGUGCUACCGGUGGUGGUGUGUGUGUAAUUAAAGGUUGUUUUUUCGUUACAACAGUUCAGACUCGGUGCCUACCAUGAUUCCUCUCUCUGUCUGCCCGCUGCUCUCACACAGGAAACGCUCUGCGGCGCCAGAUCUUACACCAAAACAUCACCGCGGUUUUAUCGUACGUUCACGGUAGCAAUAUGUUUUUGGGCGUCAGUAUCUGUGUGAAACCAGCCGCAGUAUCAUCACACCGAUCUCUGUGUGUGUCGCAGCCCGUCGGCUCAGAUAGACCAGGAAGGAGCGUUUGUUUUAGCCUCAACAGUGUGAAAGUCGCAGGGUAAAACAAACGCUCCUGUUCGUUUUCUAUUUUAACUUCCUCCGUCUUUAAAGAACCAUAAAUUAAUUUCAGGUGCCCGAGCUGUAAACUCACCACUCCUACUUUUAGGACGUCGCGUUGAUCAUGCCGGCGUGGUUCUUAGUCUCCGGGUUUCUUCACUUCCUGGUUUAUUUGGCGCCGCUCACUCUGCCUUCUGCUUUCUCACCUGUUUCUGUUUUGUUUGACUUUUAAAAGGCCAGAACUUUAAGACGAGUUUUUAACUGUAUACAUCUGUCGAAGCUGUUCUGUGUCGGACCUUAUGUGCGUCCCAGCUGCUUACCGGGAAAUAAAUCUCCCUUACGACGCAGUGAACGACGCUACAGGUGUGAAUGUCUUUGUGGAGAAGUAAAAACUUAAAAUUGACAACAGCUGCAGUUGUGAACCAAAGGGACCAAACGUAUUCCCCAAACUCAGUCUACCUGAGAGGACAGGUGAGCAUUUACCUGGUUACAGCCCUCCAUACGCCUGCUUCCAGUCUUAAAGUUCUGGCCUGAGAGGAGUAAAGGGAGGAGGAGGCAGACUGAACCUCCUCUGCUGAAUAUUUCCAGUGCUCAGAUCUUAUUGGUGGAGAGGCUGCGAGGGGGAGGAGCCCUGUGGCCUCUUCAGCCAAUAAGCUGUGAACAUGAGCACGCUUUCCUCAAGCGUUCUCAGAUGUUUUUAUGUUUUAAUAAUCGACAUAAAAUAAUUCGUGAACCGUCUUAAACUCCAACUGCUCUGGUUCGAGGUUUUCAGAUGUCGCUGUUUUUCUGUUUUUACAUAAUUGUGGUCAGACAAAACAACAUAAUGACCAAAUGAUUAUUAAUUAAUCAACAAUGAAAAUAAAUGAAAGUUUACUUUUCGCACCACAAAGAAUCUUCUUUGUUUUCCUUCUUGGGUUUAGAUCAUCAGAUUUUUCCUGAAGCUGAUUUUUGUGGCAAACAUCAGUUGUUCUCUCUGACUGAAUUCUAAGAUGGAGAUCAGAAUUUGGGUGUUAAAGAGCUCCUCCACCACACUGUAAAGUUAGUCGACUCACAAGAGACGGAUUAAAACCAGAAUGGUCCAAAUUGAAGCGGCAGAAGCCGAGAGAUCCCGAGUAGUUCGCCUCAAAACAGCUGCAUAGAAGACAUACAACCCAUCAUGAGUAAACUGAGCUUGAGGUCUAUAAUUGGUGGAGUGGCUCUUUUUUAAAGAAAUGAAAUUCUUUUGAGUCAGUUUCUGCUUAAAAGUCAGAAUUUCAAAAUAAAAGUUUGAAUUUAAGUUAACUCAGAUUUUUUUUUACCACUUUUUUUUUAUUAUUAUAUAAUUUUUUUUUUAGGUCACUAUUCAGAUUGAAAAGAGCUGGAAACGGAUGUGUUUUUGGACGCUUGAGAAAAAGCCGCUCUGACUGGACUAUUCAGCCUCGCAUUAUUAUUCUCAAUGUUAUUGAUGUUGAUGCUUUAUUAAGAGAUGCACAGUUUUGUAUUUUGAUGUAAAAAAAGAAAAUAACAGAAAUAUCAUGCUCAUAUCCAGCUCAGUGACGUUCAGUAGCCCCUCAUCAUUUUAAAUAUAAUGUACCUGAAAUGUUUUUCUUUCUCUCUCUGGUUGCAUUUGUGCAGGAGGUCGUUCUACGGCCCCGACUGUAUCUAUUUUAUUUGCAGUAAAGUUUUUGGUGUUUUGAUCACCGUAUAGAGAAGCAUAA
Molecule: messenger RNA, 3050 nt
Organism: Morone saxatilis (striped sea-bass)
Lineage: Eukaryota; Metazoa; Chordata; Actinopteri; Moronidae
Gene: hm13
Product: histocompatibility (minor) 13
Biological process (GO): membrane protein proteolysis
Cellular component (GO): cytoplasmic side of endoplasmic reticulum membrane; membrane; lumenal side of endoplasmic reticulum membrane
Molecular function (GO): aspartic endopeptidase activity, intramembrane cleaving
Source: RefSeq, a predicted model, not a curated record